Molecule: messenger RNA, 4402 nt
Organism: Rhopilema esculentum
Lineage: Eukaryota; Metazoa; Cnidaria; Scyphozoa; Rhizostomeae; Rhizostomatidae
Product: sodium- and chloride-dependent GABA transporter 2
Biological process (GO): nitrogen compound transport; sodium ion transmembrane transport; amino acid transport
Cellular component (GO): plasma membrane
Source: RefSeq, a predicted model, not a curated record
GUACAAAUCCAAGCGCGCAGCGAAGUGACGACAGAAAAAACAUUGAAGAAGUCAGAGGAAGGAAGGCACAGGCGGUGAUCCUAUGGUUGUUCAACGCUGAGGGUUAUAAACAGCGAAGUUUUCUUAUUGUCUGCAACUCGGUAUCGAUUAGAUACGGUCUACGAAUUUCUCCGUCAGUCGAGACGGGUUGUGGCAAAACGUGGUUGCAAGGUUGGCGGCUGUAUCCACAACACUCUUUCACCGACCUGUCGUGUUUGCAUUUUGUCGGAAAAGAAAAACUCUCGAUCAUUCAAUCUUCAUUAACGACUUUGAGCAUUUUUUGUUAAGCUUUGCUUAUUUUUGGUGAGCUGCUUCAAAGGAUUCACAAACUAAAGUAAUGGCGAAAUCAGAAGUCACUGUCAGGCUUAGGGAUGAUGAUAUUGAGCUGGAAGUAACUUCAGCCAAUUCAAGGAGAGCUCUUACAGACUUGGAUAAAAAAGCAGAAAGCCCCGAAAAUGUCGAAAAAAGGGAUGCGUGGGGAAACAAGGCUGAAUUCAUGUUGGCCACGAUAGGCCUUGCUGUUGGUCUCGGAAAUAUAUGGAGGUUUCCUUACCUUUGCCAGAAAAAUGGAGGAGGAGCUUUCCUUGUUCCGUUUUUCAUUUUCAUGGUGAUUGAAGGCCUUCCACUCUUCUUUAUUGAACUUGGUAUGGGACAGCGAUUUCGCAAAGUUGCCUUGACAGCAUGGCAUGACAUUCAUCCAUCCUUAUCAGGCAUUGGAGUUGGCUGCAUUGUAGUGUCCUUCAUGUUGUGUAUUUAUUACAUCAUUGUUAUAACAUGGUGUUCCUAUUACUUCUUCAUAUCAUUUACAAAAAAACUUCCUUGGCAAAAGGAUAUUUGUCCUCGCUACAAUGAAUAUAAGACUUUAAAAGACGUGUUAGCCUCCAAUGUGACACAAAUUGGAAACUUCAGCCGUGCAUUAUACAACAAUGAAACUUUGGCAUUGAAAAAACAGAUCAAAGACUUCCCUGAUUGCUGUAUUCAAGAUACUCCACAGUGGUACUGGUACAAUAAAGCAUUGCAGGUUUCAUCAGGGUUUGAAGAUGUUGGUUCUGGAAUGGUAGGCCAUCUGGUUGGUUGUCUUGUUUUUGCUUGGGUUGCUGUGUUCUUCUGCAUCAUGAAAGGAGUCAAAACGAGUGGAAAGGUUGUUUACUUCACUGCAGUAUUUCCAUACCUUGUGUUGUUCAUCAUGUUCUUCAGAGGUGUUACUCUUCCUGGUGCACUCCAUGGUAUCAAAGUGUUUUUUACACCAGACUGGUCAAGACUUCUUGAAGCACAGAUUUGGAUGGAUGCAGCUACCCAGAUCUUCUUUUCUCUGAGUCUUGGUUUUGGUGCUUUGAUUGCAUUUGCAAGUUACAACCCUGUGCACAAUAACAUGAUGAGAGAUGCCUAUAUUGUUGUCAUCAGCGACUGUCUGACCGCUGUUUUGGGGGGUGUAGUCAUCUUCUCCAUUCUUGGCCAUAGGCACUAUCUCACAGGAAUACCUGUUGAAAAGGUUGGCUCUGGCCCUGGGCUUGCUUUUGUGACAAUUUCAGAUGCAAUAUUGCUCAUGGAUGUGUCACCAUUGUGGGCCAUACUCUUCUUUUUUAUGCUUAUAUUACUUGGAAUUGAUUCAGAAUUUGGCACACUUGAAGCUGCAGUGGCACCCUUCUUUGAGAUGAAAAUUGUCAAGAUGAAGAAACCUUUGUUUAUUGGUAUCUGCAUCACUGCCAUGUUCUUUGUUGGUUUGUCGAUGGUGACUGGCCCUGGCUAUUACAUUUUUCAAAUUUUUGAUGAGUAUUCUGUUACAAUACCAUUGCUGGUGAUCACAUUAUGUCAGGCACUUGCUAUUGGCUGGAUUUAUGGUGCAGACAAAUUUGCUGAUGACAUCGAAUUCAUGACUGGCAAACGCCCAUGGACCUUCUGGAUGUUCUGCUGGAAGUACCUCUCGCCGUUGGCUUUGAUUGUCAUUUUGAUAUGGACAAUCGUGGAACAAGUAUCAAAGAAACCAUCUUAUUCGGCCUACGUGGGCUGUAAACAGGACCCAGCUGACAGGUCCCGGCAUCCUGGCUCAGAUGACUGGGUUGCGAAAUUCCCUUACCCCAUUUGGGCACAGUGCCUUGCUGUCGUUCUUGUAUGUGCCAGCUGCCUGCCUAUUCCCUAUUACGCCAUCAAAUACUGGCCUAGCAACUUCAAGCAAGGAUUCAAGGCCCGCUUCUGCAGUGGCAUUGCAAACUACAUGCCGGAUCCAUCAUCCUGGAAGAAACGACAUAACCACAAAGAUAUGAUGUACGACCCUGCUUUGCCUUCCGAUCCAGAGGCCAUAUAAACGUCACUCAAUGCAAAAGUUAAAUUUAAAAUUUAUUUAUAUAUAUUUAUGUCGCCAAAGCGCUAGGAAUUUUGUCACUGGGAAAUACUUUCUUUGAUUCAGAGGACCUUGCUAAGGCCAUCUUUGGUUUGGAAUUUCAAUACCUCGUGUUUUCUAGUCUCUUGAUUUUGCACUAAUGUUAUAAAGCUUUUUGAUUUGAGCGCUUUUUUGGAUCAUCUUAUGAUUGUAUAAAAAUUUGCGCAUAAAAAUACUACACUUUGGAAGAAAAAAUGUAUGCAAAAUGAUAUUUGUCCUCUGCUUCAUGGAAUUGAUUCCCAUUCAGUUCAAAUGCAUUAUCCCAUUUAGCUAACCUUUAAAUUUUCGUUGUUUUCGUUUUGCAGCAGGCCUGCAGCCCGUUUAAAUGUUUCUUUGCGUCCUUAAUUUAAUAUUUAAUUCUUUAACUUUAUUCAAAUUGUUGUUGCUGUUCCUUGUGAGCGUUACCAAACGUACGAUAUAUUUUACUUCUUCCCCAUAUCAAAGUUUGGCUCUGCCCAAAUAAUUUGGUUGUUAGGCUUAUGCCCUGGUUUUUCUUGGACGCUGCACAGCUUUGUAGAUAAUGGAUUUGUUAGAAUUACAUUGUUGUCUUACUCUAAAUGUAUUGUCAAACCCAGGACUAAAACAAGAGUUUGGAUAUAAGUGCUGGUUUUCUCAGUUCUGGAUCGCUGUUUUCGGUUUGCAAGGGUCCUAUUUGAAAGAGAUUUGGAAGUUUGUUGACAUGCAAGUAAUACCUAGAUGCCCGUUAAUUUGAUCAGAAGUACACGUUUUCAAAACCGUAUUCAUUUGUGACGAAAAUACUAGGUUCUAACACGCGAAGUCUAUAGAAAGUUCGUCUUGAGAUUAAUGUUGAAUUUAUGCAAGAUAAAGCCGUUUGAUGUAACGAAUGCAAAAUCACUUUGCUAUUUUAAGGAACAGCAACAGCACCAUAAACUUAACUUAUCGUUAUGGGGCUCAUCCCUAGAAAACUUUGUUAGUUGCAAUUUGAAUGCCUAACUUUAUUGUCGCAAAAUUAGUGUUGAAAGUACCAUUGUGUGAGUUUACUGUAAAUAAAUUAUAGUUUUGACUUUGAUGCUUUCUUGUUCUUAGAUAUUGUUUAUGAACAAACCAGUUGCUAGCGUCAAGCUGGUUUUUCAAAUCAUAGUUUAUAGUAAAUUGUAAAUAUUUGUAUAUAGUUGCUUUAUAUGUUUUUCAGAAAUAGACUGUGAUGACUUUACUGAAGUAAGAAGGAACACCUAAGUGUUUUCAGUGGGACGUCUUUUAGAGAACGCUGAAGCUACUUCCAGCUCAUAGGUUUGAUCCAUUGGCCUCAAACCAACCUGGCAAGAUCUUUUUGAAAUGGAAAUUUUAGUAUCCCUUUUCCCUGAUCUUGCACCCUUAGCUCGUGCCAAUUUCUAAGAACUGUGACGUUACUGUACGUGAGUUGUACUGCAGAAUGUACAUCCAAGCUUGCAUUUCAUCUCCAACAUUACUUCAGAAAGAAGUCUUUAACCUUGACUGUAUUAGCUUAGUCUUAAUACUAUUGGCUUAAAUUUUUUUUCUAUGUUUUCCCUGUUUCGUAUAAGAGUGACCAGUGUACUAAUAAAUGUAACUCAGAUCGCUGCCCUGAAAAUGUCUCACCAUCAAUCAAUCAAUCUCCUCUCCCUCUCUCCUUUAUCACAAAUGCGUUGUCCAGUUGUAAUUUGCUCGUUGCGCCCCUCCCUAAAACCUCUCAACUCCAUGUAUGCCGGCCCCUGGAUCUCCUGAUUUAGCAAAGAACAGAAAAUAACAAGGAGGAUACUUGUCAAGGGUACAACUUCCUUUUAGGUUUAUUUUGCCAUCCUCUAUUUAUUGCUUUUGCUUCUUCAUUGUAAGUAUAUUUUUAGGCCAUUUGAAGUUAUUGAAGGAUUUUAGCUAUUUAUUAGAAAGUGUGCUAAAUCUCUGUCUACAGCAACAAACUUGUGUUACUUGCAAUGUAAACUUGAUCCAUUAAGAUAUUUGUCUGUGGUUGUAAAUAAAUUUGUAUAAAUGUAAUUUUGAUUUGAA